Molecule: messenger RNA, 2859 nt
Organism: Diaporthe amygdali
Lineage: Eukaryota; Fungi; Ascomycota; Sordariomycetes; Diaporthales; Diaporthaceae
Exons: 3
Coding region: 1-2859 (952 amino acids)
Source: RefSeq, a predicted model, not a curated record
AUGCGAGGAGGAGCUGAUGGAGGUGGAAGCCAGGAAAGGGGCAAUGUGAAGAAACGCGAUCUGGACGACGCGCUCCGAGAUGGCCUUGGCGCGCGGGGCCAGGACACAAAGAGAAGACGUACACCAGGACACGCUCACCAUGUCGACGAGCAUACGCGGGACUCGUCCAAUUUCAACUGCAGCACACAAGAUGUCAAGAAGAACAGCAUACAGAAAACUUCCAAUUCCUGGAUGUUCUUAUCCGGCCCGUCCGGCUUGCGUCCACUGCAGACGCAACACUCCUCACGACAGCCUAGCACUGUUGGGUCAGCCCCUGAGGCUUCAGGGGCAUCAAGGGCUCUACGGGCCUCAGAGGCCACCAAACCUGCUAGGACUAAGGGCAUUUUCAGCGCCCCUGACCACCACAAGUUGAAGCUCGAUACCCUCCGUAAUGGGCCACCAACCUCGUCCAGCACUUCAUCUGACACAUCGUUGAUUCCUGCCCGCUUUACCGAAACACUGCCCGCCUCUUCUAAGGGUCUGCCCACAUCGUCUCUCCAAUCUUUGAGAUAUGGUUUCUCACGAGCAAAUCGAACAGCUGCAGGGGAGGGCAACUCACUGGGAAAGGAUAGGCCCGGCCAGGUGGGCCAUUCCCACAACACGGGACACCUUGUCCUUAGCCAAGGCAGGCAAACUGGUACAGAAGACAAGGCCUUGCCGUCGCAUCAUAUCAAGGGGAAAAAGAAGCAACCCUACGACUACGACCCGAGUGAUGAUGAUUCAUAUGUCGACAAUGACGGGGAUAGCGUGGACGACGUUGACGAGAAGCUUCCCAGUACACGUCAAGGCAGCGCUCGUAUGAAAGCUCGCAUUGGCAGUGGCGAGCCCUCCAGCAAUGGUUACUAUGAUAACUUGGAUAACAACCACGGCACUAGACCUGUUUCCUAUGACAAGACACCAUCUGGAAAGGACUAUCAUGAAUACCCAGAUCAAUAUGGGACAAUGCACUUUACGAAAUUCGUUCUCUUUCCUGAUAAUUAUAGCCUGAGACCCAUGCGUGGCUCCGGGAGCCUCCCCUUCGGCUGCCCUUCAAGUCACAAACGGAGUGAAUUCAACGAUAAUUUGGAUGAGGAAGGCACCCUGGAAUUUGUCCGCUCUAGGCUGGAUUCCGAGCCUGGUACACGGUCUAUCAUAGUUUCUCAGAACCCACGUCACCCUCCGUCUCUCACUCAUCAGACUUUCACAUUUCGAAGAACUAGGGAGAACGAAAUCGUUAAGCCCACAGAUGUCGAAACUACGACAGCUAACUCCACUGGUUCUCGUGGCUACGAUAAUGUCCCAAGCAAAGCCUGGACUCCCCCUGAUCUCCAGCACAGCAGUCCUUUGGCUUCUGACGAUCAGGAUAAUCAGUCAACAACCUCUUUGAAUCUUGAAACUUCUAUGGCUGAGUCCAAAGUCUGGGCUUAUGUCUCUCCUUUGGUCCCGAGGACUUGGACUGCGUCCGUCACGGACGAGCUUGAGACAAAAGCAUUUAUCCAAGCUAUCUCCUUACCACUAAGGAACAAGUUGGAUGAGGCAUGGCUUGAGGGAACCAAAAGAUCCCAUCAAAGGAUAUAUCGUGCGCUGAUGAGUGUUAUCAUCCAGGCCAUUGGAGUCAAGGCUCAAUGUAAGCCGUGUGAGCUCAAAAGUCCAGAAAGGCAGCGCAACUGCAAAAUCCUGCCCCCGGAGGCUAAGGGCAUGCGGGAGCUUCAGGAAGUCUGUGGAUCACAAUGCGUGAACUGCUACUUUUUCCAGGCGACGAAGCCUUGCGAGUUUCCAGCCUCGACCAGCAUGACCAAGCAGACUCCGAUCCCAGUUCCAGUUCCAUCAGUGAUGCGCCUACCACAAAACACGGAGCGCGUGCUAGCUCCACCUCCUACCUCACAUCGUCCCGCUCCUCCAACAGUCAGUCGCCCACAGGAUCGUUCGUACUCUUCGUACAAAGCCACUGUCGCGGACAAACCCAUCUCAGAGAGCCCUGUUCCGGUUCCUCUUUUUGCAAAUCGAGGUCCAACCCCCCUAGUCCAAGUGCCAUUCUCAUCUAAUGUUUCCUUGGACAACCCAAAAUCAAAAAUGCCCCGCCGCUCGGAACGUAUCAUCAAGACAUACAGCGACUUUUUUAACAACAUUGACAUUGCGGACUACCAUACAGACGAGGCGGACUCACAUCCUACCUCUUCCGCUGUCUCGAUUGCUGGGACCUCAAAGACCACCUUGACGUCUCGCGGAUCGGGCGCCAGGGAGUCGACAACAGUUGCUUCAACACUAUCGAGAGGCGAGCUCUCCAUUUCACAACUACUAGGGAAAGCAUUCAGCUUAUUCGGCGAAAUCAGCCAGCUGCCUGGCGACGAACAAGCCACCGUUUGGCAUAAGAUACAACAGAUGGCUGGAAUGCUCGAGACAGGCAGGGGCACAGCCACAAGGGCUUCCAAUGCCCACAGCACCUCUCCAUCGCUGCUACCAUUCUCCUCUGCGUUAGCCGAAGAAUGGGAGAUCGCACCAGGCAGGCUUAUGGCUGGGGACAAGCAACUUGCCUUAUCCACGUCCUUCCUCAACCGGGAAAUUAACGAGGUCAAGCUUCAAAAGGCCCACCAACUCAGCCCGACCCAAAGCGUUUUGAACAAGAGUAUCGCAGCUCUCGAUCAGCUGAGUAUCAGACCGGAGGACAACUGGAACUGUGCGUGUUCUGUAAUCAAGGGUGUACUGAAGAUGAAGGUAGGAGACGUGGAGGCGGGGAUCGGGCAGGGCGGUGUCAUUCUCAUCGAGGAGGAAUGCAUUCUCAUGAAUGUUUUGCAUAAGGAGGCGAGGAUUCAGGUGUGGUGGACAAGGACGGAUGACUGA